Messenger RNA from Oenanthe melanoleuca, 3244 nucleotides. RefSeq names its product M-phase phosphoprotein 10 (gene MPHOSPH10). Gene Ontology annotation, biological process: rRNA processing. Gene Ontology annotation, cellular component: Mpp10 complex; small-subunit processome; sno(s)RNA-containing ribonucleoprotein complex. The coding region runs from base 930 to 3188 and encodes 752 amino acids. The transcript has 11 exons. The record is from RefSeq and is a predicted model, not a curated record. Lineage: Eukaryota; Metazoa; Chordata; Aves; Passeriformes; Muscicapidae.
GUCAAAAUGUGUAUUUGAAAGUCCCAAUAUAUGACACUUUAGAUUUCCAGCCCAGGAUGUGUUUCUGAGAGAAUUGCAGUACAGGUCACAGUCACAGCUCUGCUGGCUGGGCCCUGCUCCAUACCACGGUUUUUGGAGUGUGCAGAGUGACAGUGAGGGAACGCAGAAAUGGCAUUGCAGGCAUUCUUUUCUCUGCACUGAAAAAACUUCAGUUGUUGGUAGGAAGGAAACAUGAAAGCAGAAGAGGCAGAAGCAGUAUUGAAGUUAAAAGGUUAGUCACAGUUUUGAAUCAAGUUGCAGAACGGCUGUGUGGGUGGCUGGAAACACAAGGGUCUGUGGGUGCAGGGCUUAAUCUGACUUUAAAAUAAAUACUUUAAGGAAACUACAUGAUGUAAAAGGGGAGCUGAAGAGCACUGGGCAGUCUUGUGCUGAUGGUGAAGGGGUAUGUGUGUGCGCCUCGUUAGCCAGAUAAGAUGGGGUGUUUUGCCCACAGAAUCAGCUGGAAAUGUAUGGUUCCAAAACAGCCCUUGUAUCUAGGUCAGGGACUCAAAACUGUGAGGUAAGAUGACUGUAGCUUCACUAUAUUUAGAGCACGUUUCCCAGUGCUGAUGCACAUCCCAGUCUACAGCAACACCGCAGCAGCCAUUUCGGGCACGACUGCCAUACCCUGCUUGGAGUUCUGGGAGAACAAGGCGCCUCUAACAGAGGGCUGGGCCAGGAGGCGGGAAUGGAAUGGUUCGGCUCAUGAGGCAGGAAUGGUUCGGCUCAUGAGGCAGGAUGGUUCGGCUCAUGAGGCAGGAAUGGUUCGGUUCAUGAGGCGGGAAUGGGUCGGUUCAUGAGGCGGGAAUGGUUCGGCUCAUGAGGCGGGAAGUGCUCGGUUCAGGAGGCGGGAAUGGUUCGGUUCAGGACGCGGAAAUAGCUCUCGGUUUAUGAAGAGGGGAUGGCUCGGCUCCGGAGGCGGGGAUGGUUCGGUUCAGGAGGCGGGAAUGGUUCGGUUCAUGAAGAGGGGAUGGCUCGGCUCCGGAGGCGGGGCGGGCAGUGUCCGCCGGCGGAAGCGCUGUGUGCGGAACCGCUGUGCGCGGAACCCUGGCGGCGGCCGCGGGAGCCGGCCGGGCCGCACGCCGCGCCGCUCGGCGGAGGCGGGGCCGGUGCCCACGUGUGUGUGCGGGGCCAUGGCGGCGGGGCCGGGGAUCCCGGGCAUCCAGACGUGCCUCAGGGUGGCGGGAGCGGCGGCGGCGCGCCCCGAGUGCUUCCUCAGUGUGCAGGAUGGACUGGCUGCCGACUUUAGAGCAAUGACAAAGACUCUCUACGAUUUGAAUAAAGGCAGUAACAUAGUUCGUGGGGGCCCUCUAAAAGAGCUGGUGAUAGAAAAUUUUGACGAAGAACAGAUUUGGCAGCAACUAGAGCUCCAGAACAAUGCAGUUCUCGACUUCUUCAAGAAAUCCAUUGCAAAGGAUGCCGAGGAUGAAGAUCUUUGCCUCCUCUCAGACCAGGAAGAGGAUGGCUCUGAUGCAGAGACCAGCAGUGACAAGGAGUUGGAAGACAACAUAAUGGAAGAUGAAACUGAACAGAUUAAUGUUCAUACAAAAGACAAAGAUAAAACUAAAGCUAAAGAAAAGCAAAGUAAACUCAGCAAAAGCUUAAUGCAGAAGUACAGUGAUGAGGAUUCUGAUAUUGACUUUGAUAUUGAAGCACUGGAGCAACAAGCUAAAACAGCCAAGGAAACCACAUUAAGAAAAAAGGGAAGAAAAUCUGUAGUGGAUGACAAGUUUUUCAAGCUAGCUGAGAUGGAAACUUUUUUAGAACAUGCAGAGAAGGAAGACAAGGAAGAAGAAGAUGAUGAUGAUAUUAAUUAUUUUGAAGACAUUAUCUCAGAUGAUGAGGAAGACUCUGAAGAAGCUAAAGUCAAACCAAUUAAAAGUUCUAGAGAUAUGACAUAUGAAGAUUUCUUUGAUUCAGUUGAUGAUGAUGAUGGUGAUGAUGAUUUAGUAGCUAAUGAUGCUGAAAAGGAUCAGGAAGAGGAAGCAGACAGCGCUAUUGAAGAGCAAAAUGAAGAAAGCAUGUCUGAGUUUGAGGAUAUGGAUGAAAUGGUGGAGCACAUGAGAAGUAAAGAAGCUUCUAAAAAAGUAACUUUUAGUUUGCCAGAUGACAGUGAAACAGAACAUGUAAUUGAAGAGCAAUUAGAGAAGGACAUCAGUCCCAGUGAAAUAAAGUCAUCAUUUGAGAAGAGACAGGAAAAGAUGAGCAAAAAAAUAAAAAGCUUGGAAGAUGCAUUGCUAGAGGAGAAACCUUGGCAGCUUAAAGGAGAAGUGACUGGACAGAAGCGGCCUGAGAACAGCCUUUUGGAAGAAACAGUCCUUUUUGACCAUGCAGUCCGAAUGGCACCUGUGAUCACAGAAGAAACUACUUUUCAGCUUGAAGAUAUCAUUAAACAGAGAAUACUGGAUGAGGCAUGGGAUGAUGUAGUACCAAAAGAAAAACCCAAAGAGGAAGCUUCUGAGUACAAGAAGCGGAUCAGUUUGGAUCAUGAGAAGAGUAAGCUGAGUCUUGCUGAAAUCUACGAGCAAGAAUACAUGAAACUUCACCAGCAAAAGACUGAAGAGGAAGAAAAUCCUGAACACAAAGAAAUUCAGGAAAUGAUGGAUUCACUCUUCCAGAAGCUGGAUGCACUUUGUAAUUUCCACUUCACACCCAAACCACCGGUGCCAGAAGUCAAAAUCGUUUCGAACCUUCCAGCUAUAAGUAUGGAAGAAGUAGCACCAGUUGCUGUUAGUGAUGCUGCUCUCUUAGCACCAGAGGAGAUCAAGAAAAAGAACAAAGCUGGUGAUGUGAAAACAGAUGCAGAAAAGACUCCCACAGACAAAAAACGAGAACUAAGAAGGAAAAAGCUCCGUAAACGUAUGAGGCGAAGGGAAAAGGAGAAACGUGAAAAGCUUCUUGAGAAGAUGAAACCAGAACAAGGCACAAAACUUAGCAAAAAAGCUGCUGUAGCAAAAUUAAAAAGGCUUACCAAAGAAGGCAAAGCAUCUCUGCUCAAGGAUGAAGGUAAAGACAAGGCCUUGAAAUCAUCCCAGGCCUUCUUUUCUCAGCUACAAGAUCAAGUGAGAAUGCAAAUCAAAGAUGCCACCAAAUUAAAGAAGAAACAGAAGAAGGAGAAAGCAAUCUCUGUUCAAAAACUGAAGUUGUAAUUUACCUUUUUUAUAUGUUGCAUCUUGUAUAUAUUAAAUUUUUUCUCCAAAUUUGA